Trichoderma harzianum CBS 226.95 is the source of this 875-nucleotide messenger RNA. RefSeq lists its product as hypothetical. The transcript has a single exon. NCBI's taxonomy places the organism in Eukaryota, Fungi, Ascomycota, Sordariomycetes, Hypocreales, Hypocreaceae. The record is from RefSeq and is a predicted model, not a curated record. Bases 26 to 739 code for a protein of 237 amino acids.
UGCCCAUCUUGGGUCAGCUUCUACAAUGUUCGCCUCAAUGUGGUCAUUCUUAGGCUGGAAAGAAGAAGAGCCAGUAAUACAAAGUUACCCACCCGUUACCAUUGUUGGUGCCAGGAUCCCAGCCGACGGCACUCCCGCCCACCUCCUCCCGCUUACCACAAUAAGUGACUCCUCAGCUCCAGACAGCUUCCUCCUCCACGUUCCUGACCUGCGCUCCUAUUGGAUGUCGGAACAAGCAUGGCGAUUACGUGACCUCCAUAGAUUUCACCUACAGAAAGAUGGUUGUGUCCCGCUCUCGCAGCAUUGCAUGCAAACGGAUGACUUCAAAAGCCUUCUUUGUAUGUCACAACGCCUUAGUCGCGAGCAGAUACUUCAUCUCCGGCAACGAUAUCUUCUUCCUCAGCAGCGCUUCUUUGUACAACAACAUAACACUUAUCAUUACUGUCUGGGGACCUAUUACGUCUUCUGUUCUUUUGCAGUCGACGAUCUGCCAGUCAACAAAUUCGUCCCUCGUUGGAUUGAGGAAGAUGCUCACUCCCCCUACCGUUAUUUUGGAGAUGUUUUUGUGGUGAAAAUCAGUCCGGAUGAGGUUGGGCAGGACGGCCGGGCUGUUUAUGAAGACGUAGAUCCGCUGUUUCUGGAUUUCCUGGUUGAUGAUGCUGCCUGUUCAAAGACACUCAUUCCCUUGCUUCACCGACGAGAGGGACAGAAGAUGAUUGGAAGUCUCAACAUUUUUUAAAUACACAGAGGACAGUGAAAUUACAUGAGGUAUUGCGGAGUGUUCAUCAAGUCAGUAGUCUGAUUGUUAUGUAGUGUGCCAUAGUUCGGCAGUUUCAAUAUACAGCUUUAGCUCUCAGUACCUAGAUCUACAUCUU